AUGCAAAAAGCUGAGCACAAGCUCAUCUGUUCAUUUGAAAUAACUUGUUUGAGAGUUUGUUUUGAUGAACAACACAACAGUCAAAAGUUUCCCCCAGCACAAGCCUUAGCACAACACAGGCUACAGAAAUGCGUCAUCCCGAUGCCAAUCUCAAAGCAAGCUCUACGAAGAGGCACACUGAGCGACGGACAGCUGGUGCUGAAGAGUUCAUGUCGUGUCCAUAGACCCCCAGCUCCUCUCCCCCACACAGGCUGCACCAGAGACCCCCAGCUCCUCUCCCCCACACAGGCUGCACCAGAGACCCCCAGCUCCUCUCCCCCACACAGGCUGCAUCAGAGACCUCCCGAUCCUCUCCCCCACCACAGAGCGUGCGGCCACCCUGUCCAGCGGCUUCGCGUGUCUUCUCACGUUUGGCUCGGCGUCCCAGAUCGGGAUCUGAGCUCCCGUCCUUCGCUGCGACCCGCAAAUCAGAUCAUGUCGCUUGUCUAG
Molecule: messenger RNA, 489 nt
Organism: Knipowitschia caucasica
Lineage: Eukaryota; Metazoa; Chordata; Actinopteri; Gobiiformes; Gobiidae
Source: the annotation of a GenBank genome assembly